Triticum turgidum subsp. durum (durum wheat) is the source of this 948-nucleotide messenger RNA. NCBI's taxonomy places the organism in Eukaryota, Viridiplantae, Streptophyta, Magnoliopsida, Poales, Poaceae. The record is from the annotation of a GenBank genome assembly.
AUGCUCCACUCGUGGAGAAAUCUGGACCAUGUUCCCCGAUCUGCUUAUCAAUCCUGGAUCAUGGCCCAGAACAUCAUGGGAGUAAAAGACAAGAAGAAAUGGGGUAAACCGAAUUGGCUCUGCCACAUCACCGAAGAGAUAAGUAGAGAAGCAAAGAGGUGGGGAACCAAGGAGGUCCUUGUUAGACAUCCCGCCGACAAUGUAAGAUCGACCUUCAUCUUUAAGAACAGCAGCCAUCGGGAUGGUGCUAUAUACAAGAGAAGCUUUGCUCUUCGAAAAUUAUGUCGUGUUACUGACCGUGAUGAGAUGCGGGAUUAUGUGGACUCAUUGCUUAAUUAUAUUGUCAAACGUAGCAGGGAUGACCCCAUUAUUGCGCAACAGGGUUCUCUCAUUGAGAUGACUGGCCCUAAGCGAGGCAUCGCAAUGAAUUCCCCUGUUCUAGUUGAAUUUGACAUGAGGAUCAAGACAGGAGAUAAAGAAGAAGAUGAUCUAACAUUGAUCGACGGCGCAACAGAUUAUUGUAACCUAACCAUACCUUCUGUGUCAUUCACAAAUCGCAUUAAUGGCGAUUGUGGUGCGGUUGACAUCACUUUAGCACGCAUUUACAAUGCAGUGGAAGCCACAAUAGAUGUCCUCAUAUUGAAAGUGCAGAAUGGAUUCAAUUUAUCGCUCAGUUCGUUUGUGCUUGUCGGCGGAUCAGAUCAGGAAAUUCCGCUCUUUCGUGGCACUACUGCUGAGUCAUGUGGCUUAAGAAGAUACGUGAUUGCUGUAAAGAUGGAUACUUGGAUGCAGUUGAAGUUCAAGGUAAGUCAGAACGGCUCUAAAAAUGAUCAUCUUGAACGCAGUUGCUACUUCAAAGCAAACAUUCAUGGAUGUGCCUGUCAACAAAUAGUGCUUCAGCAUGCCGCCCUCUCUGUGAAGGUGACUUGGUCGACCGUGCCAGCAUAA